Lottia gigantea (owl limpet) is the source of this 204-nucleotide messenger RNA. RefSeq lists its product as hypothetical. The transcript has a single exon. The record is from RefSeq and is a predicted model, not a curated record. Gene Ontology annotation, molecular function: peroxidase activity; heme binding. The annotation marks the transcript as partial. Gene Ontology annotation, biological process: response to oxidative stress. NCBI's taxonomy places the organism in Eukaryota, Metazoa, Mollusca, Gastropoda, Lottiidae.
GCAGGUGAUAAACGAGUCAAUGUAGUAUCUGGUUUGACCGCUCUUCACACAGUGUUUGUGCGUUAUCACAACCUAAUUGCAUCACAACUAUCCACAAUCAACCCUUCAUGGGAUGAUGAAAUUCUAUUUCAAGAAACAAGAAGAAUCAUUGGCCCUAUAAUACAAAAGAUAACUUAUCAUGAAUAUCUACCAUUAUUGAUAGGA